AUGGCUUCGAUCAACAAGACAGAGUUCAAGGUUCUUGCGCUGAACGGCAAUAACUAUCAAAUCUGGGCAGUUGAUUGCGAGUUCCAUCUGCAGGCGAUGCAGCUGACUGCCACGGUCGCUAGGCCUGCUGCCGGUGUUCCUGCUCUAGCACCCCAUGAUAAGGCAAAAGCUUGCAUCUUCUUGAGACAUUACAUCCACGAAGACCUGAAGAUGGAGUACCUGGAGGUGAAAGAUCCUCUGGUGUUGUGGACAAAGCUUCAGGAACGCUUUGGCAAGCAGAAGGAAAUCCUUCUCCCACAAGCUAGGCGUGAUUGGGCACAACUCCGCUUCCUUGACUUCAAGACAGUUGAGGCAUAUAAUACUGCAAUUCACCGUAUUGUGGCUCAGCUUCGUUUUUGUGGCCAAGUUGUCACUGAACUCGAGAUGAUUGAAAAAACUCUCGAGACUUUCCACCCAACCAACAUGGUACUCCAGCAGCAGUAUCGCAACAACAAGUACAUGAAGUACUGUGACCUCAUCAAUGUGUUGCUUGCCGCUGAGGCUCAGAAUGAACUAUUGAUGAAGAACUUCCACAUGCGCCCUGCUGGGACACAGGCACAACCUGAAGCACAUGCCAGUUUCCAUAACAGCAAUGCUAAAGGUUCUUUCAGAAACAAGGGCCAAAAGUUUCAUGGUCACCAAGGGCCAAAAGGGGGAAAGUUUAAGAAGCACACGAAUGGAGGCCAGAAGUCCAACGGCAAUGGCAAAGACCAGAAGUUCAAUGGCAAUGGUAAAGGCAAGUCCCUGAAGGGCUCAAAGGCCGAGGCAAGUGGAGGGAAACACUCAAAUGAAGGUUGUUUCCGCUGUGGAUCCCAGAAGCAUUGGUCCCGUACUUGCACUACCGAACCACACUUGAUUGAGAUAUAUCAGGAGUGGAAGAAGCGCCAAAAUCCGGAGGUGCACUUCGUCCAGGCAUCUAUCGAUGCUGUGACUGGACUACACCUCUCGGAGCCAUCAGAGCCUACAAAGAAACCUGAAUAUGCAGCUAUGGAUGUUGAUCAUAAUGCCAUCGGCAAUCUUACCGCUGAAAAGGGAGAUGCCUAUACUGGUGAUGAUGAUUUCGAUCUCGAGGAUGAGGAUCUCCUUGAUGAGUAG
This is a messenger RNA of Sorghum bicolor (sorghum), 1134 nucleotides long. RefSeq lists its product as uncharacterized. Bases 1 to 1134 code for a protein of 377 amino acids. The record is from RefSeq and is a predicted model, not a curated record. The transcript has a single exon. NCBI's taxonomy places the organism in Eukaryota, Viridiplantae, Streptophyta, Magnoliopsida, Poales, Poaceae.